CGUGCUGUAUUGUUGCGAUAGUUAAACCGUAAAGGAAUUCUAUGCUGCAUUUCGAUUCGCUAAUGCCAUGCAAAGCACGACACUGUCAACUGCGGCAACUGCUGACAGGCGGAAUGGAUUCAGCACAAGUGACGACGACCCUUCGCAGGUCAUCCUCAGCCUCGCGUGGUCAUCAAGAAGGUUUGGAGCUGCUUAUUAUGACAGCAGCACAUGCAAAAUGUACCUUAUUCCUGACCAAGAUGAUCUACCACCAGUACACUCCCUCUUGUUCUCAGUGCUGCAAGAAGUGAGACCGUCUUGUGUUCUGCUAAGUGCCAAAUCCGAUGAGAAGCUGAUGAAAGCCAUUAAUGAUUUCCUGUCGUCUGAUAAUGCCUCGUCGGAUACGAGGUCCUAUGACAAGGAGGUUAUCCGUACCCUUCCUUUCAAGGACUUUGCAUAUGAACCCAGCAGGCAUAGGCUUCUGUAUAUGACACUACCUGACAUGCCGAGUGGACUCUCUGACGAGGCACGCUUUGUCUUCAUGGCAUCCUUAGUGGAUUUUAAUGCCAUUGCCAUGGUUAGGUCUGCCGGGGCCUUGUUAAACUAUCUUGGUCAAUGCAAGCUUGAUUGCCUCCAAAGCUCGCAGGACGGCCAUCUGAUUCGAGGCAUUGUGACAUGCAGCUUGAAAGAUCGCAUUCGCGUCAGCCAAACAACACUCAGCUGUCUGCAGAUAUUCAAGGAAGAGUGGCAUCCUUCUGUCUACAAAUUUGGCAUUGCUGGCAAGGAAGGUCUCUCCUUGUUUGGGCUGUUCAACCACUGCAGGUCAAAGGUUGGAGCAAGGGAGCUGAGAAAGCUCUUUUGCCGACCCACAAGAGACCUAAGUAUCCUCCAGUCACGGCAGGCUACUGUCGCCUAUUUCACUGUUCCACACAACCAACCCAUUGUCAGCAGCUUGCGAGAAUGCUUGGCAAACGUCAAGGAUGUGUCGGGGAUUCUCAUGCGAAUGAGCAAAGCGGCUGCCACUGUCAAUGAAUGGAAGGCAUUCUACAAGACUUUUGUAAAUGUUGUUGCCAUCAUUGGCAUUUGCCACUCCAGCCUUUCGUCUGAAUGCAGCAUCGACAUCCUUGUGAAGAUGACGUCUCUACAAAUCGAGGACCUUCUGAGGAUCACUGCCCUCAUCAAGAAAACACUUGACUUUGCGGAGUCACAGGCCGCAGAGCGGUUUGUCGUCAACAGGGGCAUUGACAGCACACUUGACGAGAAGAAGCGUGUUUACAACGGCCUUCCUGACCUCCUGACCCGCAUUGCUUAUGGAGAGCUUGAGAAAUUGGACCCCGAGAUCACAGAUUGCCAGGUUGUUUACUUGCCACAGAUUGGCUAUCUGCUCACUAUUGCACAAGGUGCACCAGGAACUGACCAGCCUGGUCUCCAGUUCAUGUUUUCUUGUGACAACAAAAGCUAUUUUAAGACAGGAACAAUGAAGACUCUUGAUGGGCUCUUGGGUGAUACCCUUUAUGAGAUAAUCGAUAGGGAAACAGAGAUCAUGCACAAAGUUCAGAACAUGAUCCUCGAGGUGGCAGAGUCAUUCCUGGAGGCUGUCUCCGUCUGUGGGGAGCUUGAUGCACUACUCUCCCUUGCCCUGGUUGCACGUGAGCACAACUAUGUGCGGCCCACCCUCAACAGCGAAACUUCCAUCAUCAUCAAUAAUGGAAGGCAUCCUCUGGUUGAGAGUGCAGGCAACAGCUUUGUACCAAAUACAUUCUCUAGUGGUGGCCCUCACUCUAAGAUCAAGGUCAUCACCGGUCCCAGUAACUGUGGGAAGAGCAUCUACCUCAAGCAGGUUGCCUUGAUAGUUUACAUGGCUCACAUUGGAAGCUUUGUCCCAGCAGAGUCUGCACAGAUUGGAGCUGUGGACGCCAUUCUCACUUGCAUGUACUUGGAGGAGUCGCUGCUACAUGGGUUGUCGUCCUUUGGUAUGCAGCUCAAUCAGAUGUCCCACAUCUUUCAAGAAAGAAGUGGGAAGUCACUUGUCAUUAUGGAUGAAUACGGCAAGGGGACCAAAGUGGCCAACGGCAUUGGACUUCUGGUUGGCACGAUCGAAAGCUUCAUUAACGACCCAGCAACUUGUCCCCACACCCUGCUGGCCACUCACUUUCACACACUACACAACCACCUCCCAGCCAGGCCACACGUCACGUACCUGACCUUUGAAAGCAUUCGCCACGAAGGUGAACUGGUGUACUUGUACCAGCUCAAGGAAGGCCGCGCCAGCAGCAGCUAUGCCAGCCUGGUUGGCCAAGCAGCAGGCCUCUCGAAUGACAUUGUUCGACGACAGCAGCAGAUCACACACGCCUUCAGUUCAAAGAGAAAGUUGCUACCCCAGCUGAUGACUCGGAAGGAGCCUGUGUGGAACAAAGCAUUGCCUUUGGUCCAGAUGCUCUUGGAUACUGACCUCUCUACUCAAGAAGGAGCUGAAGAGCUCCUCAAAGAUAUGGCCACAGCUCUCAACUGACUUGGAGUUCAGCGAAACCUGUAUAUAUCCUUCAGAAGCGCGUAGCCACAGCUUUUGACAAGAUGCAGAGUUGCACCAUGUUUUUUCGUGUUGGCAACUGUGUGAAGGAUGUUUUCAUAAUUGCAGUAUGCUUGCGAAAAAAGGUUUAGAGGGCGUUUUCGAAUAUGACAUUGGGAACAGCUUCACUUUCUCUCUUAAUACCUAUCGGACAAUAAUCCUUCAUUUUAUUGGGAUAGCAGUAUUUGGGCCAUUUGUAUAUGCUUUAUGACAUUUACAGGUGGUCCUUACCUAUUUUUGCCCCUUCAUGAUGCCCCUUACAAGGAAUGUGCGCUGUAAAAUCUGUGUGAUAAUUUUUUUUUUUUCUGGUCAACAAAUCUUGUUCAAUAAAGUAUACUGCAGGGCCAACAGUUCUGGCAUAAUAUCUAAUAUUCUGACUGCUUCGUACAUGAUAAACGAAGUCUCAACAAGAUUGGGUGCUUUUUUAAAGGAAGUGUCAAGGUUUUUUGUUUAACUGGAAAGUACUGAUAAUUUUACCUAAACUAAUAGUUGAUUACCUUUAUGGGAUUGCGAAUAUAGUCAAACCUCGUUACAACGAAGUCGCAUCGUACACGAAAAUACCUUCAUUAUAUCUGAUAUUCUUUAUAAGCAUACAUGCCAGUAUCUGCAAAAACAAAAUCGCAAUCAGGUCUAUGCGUAAGAAGUGCAAAUGGGGCGCCUCCGACGUGCCAACAAGAAGUCUCCUGCGGAUUUCAAUGACCUGUUGACAUCAUGCCAUGCCGAUCCGAGGCACGGGAACCGCAAUAAAUUACGUACAUGUGCUCUGCAUCGCCGCGAAUAUGCAAUCGUGCAAUUGGUGUUAUCAUGCAGGAUUUGCACGUUGUCUUGCCAACUGCAUGCGGUCCAACCAAGCCAAGCCGCUGGCCAAAACGUGCACGCCGCCGACAGACCUUUUGGUGCUUUCGGGCACUGUAGGGGACCGCAUGUGGAUUCAUGCUCUGCUACUACGGCCGUCAGUCGAACGUGUGUCUCUGACCUCGUGCUCAGUCGCCGAUAAGGCCUACGAGUACGAACAUUAGGCUUAGGCCGCUAGGCCUAACUAGCGCCACUCAGCUGGCAACCACAGUUGUGGUUUUGUGCCAUCGACAUGCCGGCAACUUUGUUCAUGGCCACCAUGUUUGCGGCAUCGCAAACAUCACCUGAAAGAUUGUGCGGUGUAUGAAAUUUCGGUUAUUGGCACUGUACAGCACGACCAUCUUUAAGUUUCCUGGAAAUUCUAAAAAUCGCCUGUUGCAGAUAACAUAAUUCUCGAAACUGGUGUUUAUCUUGAUACUGGUGUCAUACUGGAGAUUGAUUUCUGGUGGAUAUGUCUUGCAAACUCCCCUGCUACAAUUUGUUAAUUGCAUUGUGCUGUAAUGCAAUUAAGAAGGUGAGUUGUUUUUUAAUUAGUUUAAUGCGUGUUUCGAUUUUUCUUGCUAGUAAUGUCUUUCUCUUCGAAUAAUUCAGUCAAGGGCAAGAAAUAUGCCAUCUUCCACAGGCAAUUUUUUAAAUUCUAUUGAAAAUAAAAAUGAUCACCCUGUACACUGGGUCCUAGGGGUAAGUAGUGGUGCGGCAGGAAUCGUACAGGUCCGAAAAAUCAGGUGUCUAAGAAAUUUAUUGGCUAUUGUAUUUGAUGUUUUUGAAGCCAGAGUAUGUAUACAUUGUGAGGCACAUGCAAACAAAAAUUUGCUUUGCUAUAAGCAAUGCCAUGCUGGAUACAUUUUCAAUUUUGUUAUACCAUUAAAAUACUGCACUGAAAUAAAGCAUGGCCAAUCAAAUUUAUUUUCCGAUAAUUCAUUGUAUCUAUGUUUGUUAUAUUGAGGUUCAACUAUCAGUUUUGCUCGAAGGUGCUUAGUAAGCCAGAAAGAAUAGAAGACGUACUGGUGGCGACACCAACUUGGAAUGCUGCCAUCACCUGCCUGAGAAAGCUACAUUUUGGCAGCACCAUUCAGCACCAAUCAGCUUGCUGAUUUAUGGGGAAAAGAAAAGGAUGUACAUUGCAUUUGAAAGCAAACCAAAACUUAACCUGGCAACAUUUUUGCAUUUUUAUGCACAAAAAGGGCCCAUAGUCAUGAAAAACUGUGAAAUCUCUCAUGUAACAUUAGCAUUAUUGAGUAUCGCAAUUUGGCCGCAAAAUGCAGCGGAAAUCUUGCUUGUGUGGUUUCUUUUUGUUUCAUAAUAAGCCUUUUUUCUACUAAAUGAAAAGCAUAAAUAAGUUUUGGAAAAUAGCUAUCAUUCCGACCAAAUUGACUUUAACUACAUGCUACAGCAUUGGGUUACACAGUUCUUUAAAAAAGGAAAUACCAAUAUACCGUUGAGAUACAAAAUACUAUUACACAGAUCCCACUACAAUAUGGGAAUCUAUGUUAAUGCAAGGUAUUCAGUUGCACAAUGCAUAUGAAUGACUUAUAUGUUUUCAUUUUUUUGUGUGCUUCACUUGUGUAUAGCCCAUCUAAUUGCUCAUGCCGACAGUUGUGUCUCCUUGUGGCAAUUUGCGAUUGCUCAAGACAACAUGACACCAUGCCAGACACAUAUUUUGAGCGAUGCGUGAAAUGUGAAAACUCCUAAUGUUGAUGCGUGAGUGACAACAAUUCAAGACAUAUUUGUUACUAUAUUCUUGGCGGCAUCGUGUUCUCACUCUGCUUUGGUUUCGACAGCGGUGUGAGCACACUUCCAUUCUCGUUUUGUUUUUAGCUUCCGUUUUCUCUCCUGUUUGUUUUGACUUGCAGUGCGACGACAUUUAGCAGCAGUACGACGACACUUGUGUGAUUAAACUUCUCCCAUAGUUUGGGAUCGCUUGGGGCCACAGUACCAGAAUAACUGCAUGCCCUCCGAGUGCCCAGUAUAUCAGAAGUAGAAUGUAUAAUGCUAUCUGGAAUACAGUGCACAACACAGAGAACGAGGGAGAACCUGCUCACACGCUUGUGGUGCUGAAGGACGUGGAGGCUACCCGGACGAACAACUACAGAACAAAACCUGAGGAACAUUCCUUAAUUUAGCUUUCAAUUUAUGUAUUAGUGAUUAUUGCAUACUAGAUAGGUAGAGGGGAGCAGCACAUUUUGCAGCUAUGUAUUCAGCUAUACUACGUAGAUUGUGUUGGGUGUCUUCACUGAUGGAAAAAAGCCCAUCCCAUAUACUUUGAUGAAAGUGAUAUAGAGGGUGUCCCAGCUAAAGGUAGCCAAUGUUUUAAAAACGACAGAAUGUGCUAGGAGGCUCAAACGAACUCAGUGGUGUUGAGGAUUGCGUGUCCUAGUCUGCGGUAUUUUUUUUUCGUUUUGCGAGGUCAAUUAAUUAGUAUAAACUAAUUGCCUAACUUUUAAAUAUUUGCUUCACCAAGAAAGUGCUAAUAAGAAAGUUGUAGACCACAUUAAAAAAUAGCCGACAGAAGUGUUUGCAACUAAGUACCAUUGAUGUAGCUUCUUGUAACUGCCUUUAAAGAAAGCCUGCAAUAUACAAAAACAACCAUGUGAUAGCACCACUAUUUCAACGCUCCCAGACGAUCGAUCAAGAAACUAAAUCCACAUAUCUGUACAGCGGUUCCAGGACGGGAUUGGCGUUUCAGGUGGCCGCAAGGUACGCGCCAGCAACUCUCGCUAGUAAGAUAUGAUCGUGAACGAAAAGAAAUGACAAUUGCGUUUUCCUUCCCGAUUAAACAGUUCUGUGGUCAACAUUUAGUCAAGCCCGAGCUUCUUUCUUUUUUUUUUUUUAUUGCCUUGCGCGUUCGGGCUUCAUUCCACAAGUGGAGCGAAUGAUGUGUUUAUGCCACGUCACGCCGAAGCAUGACACACCUUCAUCACCGCCGCUUGCUCUGUGCGCCCGAUCGUGACAGGGCACGCGAGUGAGUCGAAAAAAGCAUGCAAACAAUGUCCUUUACUGAUCAAUCGUCUGGGGGCGCUGAAAUAGGGGCACUAUCACAUG
This is a messenger RNA of Dermacentor silvarum, 6445 nucleotides long. Its product is annotated as mutS protein homolog 5-like. Gene Ontology annotation, biological process: mismatch repair; chiasma assembly. The transcript is spliced from 27 exons. Gene Ontology annotation, cellular component: nucleus. Gene Ontology annotation, molecular function: mismatched DNA binding; ATP-dependent DNA damage sensor activity; ATP binding. NCBI's taxonomy places the organism in Eukaryota, Metazoa, Arthropoda, Arachnida, Ixodida, Ixodidae. The coding region runs from base 68 to 2491 and encodes 807 amino acids. The record is from RefSeq and is a predicted model, not a curated record.